GUCCACAGAUAGCAUAAUAUCUUGUGGCUUUAAUGUGCUUACAGCAAUUUUGACCUGUGGUGUGAUAUAUCUUCCUAUACAAAGAAAAGACUUGAACUUGAUCAGGUAUUUGCUUUUGACAUUUCCACUUUCAAUUCACUGAAUUAUCUUCUUUGUCCUUGGUGGGUUGUGUGUAAGCAAAACAGGUGCUGUGGGCUGACUGGUUAUUUUAAGCUUCGUCUCGUUUGAUACUUCUGCUUUUAGCAAUGGAGGCACUGAGAGACUUCAUUGUGAUGUUGUAAUGUUGUCAUGAUGGCACAAAAUGGAAAGUACAAUCUCAUUAGUGAUGAAUUCAACUGAGCAAAGGCUACUGUAAAUAAGCUACAUGCAACAUGCAGUAAUGAGUUACAUGAACAAACUUUGUGGCCACAAUAAUGAUUCUUUAAAAAAAAAAAAAAUUGAAUAUGAAAUGCUUGCACAUUCAGUAAGCUGCACGUUGAUCAACCAGAGUCACUCGCCACACAUUAACCAUCUGAUUUGUUUGGCCAAGUUGUCAUGAAUGUGUAACAGGACAGGGGCCUGCUUUGUGACAGCUGGCUCCUCAGCUGCUCUAUCUGCUUGGCCCCAGCAGUGUGUGGGCGUCUUGUUUCCCGAGUGUAGAACACGGCCUCCUCUGCUCAUGCUUUCUGCCUUUCUGCUCACGGUUAGCGCUAAAACAUUAGUGCAACUUGGGCCACAACUGGUCAUGUUUGUAAAGCGGUGGACGCGACCAGUAUUGAGGCCACUUUUUUUGUAUGUGCCGAACAACACACUAAACAGACCGCUUUCAGAAAGGUCAUAGGGAUGGUCCUCGCGUUGGACAUGCAUUUAACCCUCACUGUCUCAAAAUGGCCGCCAUGAAGAGGCAUUUUAGGUUAAUGGAUUACUCAAAGCAUUCAAUCUAACAUGGCUGACAAUGACCUAGCAAAAUUUCCUUGACCUUUUAAGUCCCAGUUUAAUCCUCUUCCUCUUUCAAAUUUUUGUUUUUAUACAACUCUUCAUUUCUUCUGUCCUUUGGUGUGGUUGGGAGAGGUUCCUUAUGUCAUCUACAUGACCUGGAGUACAUUUCAACUGCAGUUUCUUAUACAAUUUUUUUGUCGGAUGUUUAACAAAUCUUGCAGCAUUUUACAUGUGAAUAUAUCUUACAGGAGUGUGGCAAAAAGGUUGUUUGUGUAAUCUUCACCAGCUUUCUCAUUGACUGCCACUGAAAUGAGGGUCCUGCUCUCCUGUUUUUGUCCUUACACAUAUAACAGGCAAAAUAAAAAGAAAUUACGUCACAAAUGCCCACUUUAAAAAUAUGGACAAAAAUAUGGAAUAUGGAUGAAUACGUUUAUAGCAAUCCUGAAAGAUGGUUUCCACAUAUUGCAACCUGCACCUGUUGAGAGUUAAUUACUGACCUACAGACCUGUGGAUCCAAAGCAUGCACAUGAGCAGUCCACAACACUCACACAGCAUUCUGAGGAACUCAGUCAGGUGAUCAGAGGAUUAUGUACCAAAGUCCUUAGAAUACAGUGUGGUGUUUGAACGGAGUGAUAAUUUAGUUUGAUGGCUUAGGGAGCAAAGGCAUUGUUGUUGACACAGUAUGUGCAAGGAUAAAGAAAAACAAGGCAUCUGCUCCCAGUCGAUAUGUAAUGGCCUCAGAGGGAGUGCCUAUUCGUUUCUUCUCAGUGCUUGCUGAUCUGGUGGAGGCCUACUACAAGGAGAACAUGGGCCUGGUCACACGCUUACAGUUCCCUGUUCAAAAAGAGGAGGAACCGGAGGAAGAAUCAGAACAAGUCAGCCUGCCUCCUCAGCUGCCUCCCAGGAACUUCGCUAGCUCCACAUCUGUGAAUGAUACCAAAGAGGAUCCGCCCAAGGGGAGUGCGUUCACCCAUGCCUCCCUUUCUGAAGUCUUUCUCCAGCGGCUGCAACAUGUAGACAUGUCCAGUAUUCCCGAGGACCAUCAAAAAUCUAUUCUGGAGUACGUCCGUUACAAUAUUGCCGUAGACGCGGAGCAGGUGCAGAAUGGCAUCCCCACCAUGCCAAAUCUAAAAAAGCUUACCUAUAACAUCUGCAAAAAUCUGAACAGUGAAAUUAACCGCACACUGCCCACACUGGAGGCCUUUCAGAAGGUUCUUGAUCAGCCGAUGUCUCCUGGAGCCGGCAGACUGAGGAGUCAGGUCUCUGCUGAUCCAAGCCAGUCAGUGGCCUUUAAGCUUGAACAGUUAACCAAGUUACUGUACUCAAUAGAGGAUAAGACCAAAACUGCUGUGUUUGAGUCUCUUGGAUAUGAUGGAGGUCACAGGAACUCGCUCAUACCACCAGUCAUUUUUGAGGUCAAAUCAGAGGGCAUUUCAAUAGGCCUUUCAUACAAAAUGUACCUUAAAGUGGAUGUGGAGAGUGGAAAGUUGUUCCUCAAGAAAUCCAAGGACGGGCCAGAAGACAAGUACUUUGUGCACAAUAAAAUCUUGCAGCUGGUGAAGUCCCAGAAGAUGCACACUAAAUUGGUGAUAGUGCUGGAAACUGAAAAAGAGAAGACCUUGAGAAAGGAGUUUGUCUUUGAUGACUCUAAGAAAAGAGAGGGCUUCUGCCAACUUCUCCAACAGAUGAAGAACAAGCAUUCAGGCAAAGCAGAGCCAGACAUGAUCACCAUCUUCGCGGGCACCUGGAACAUGGGCAAUGCCAACCCACCACACAACAUCACAUCAUGGUUCCAGUCAAGGGGCCAGGGGAGGACACGGGACGACACAGCCAAUCAGAUCCCCCAUGACAUCUACGUCAUCGGCACGCAGGAGGACCCACUAGGGGAGAAGGAGUGGAUUGACCUAGUCAAGGGUGCACUGAGAGACAUCACCAACAUCAGCUUCAAGCAGGUAGCAACUCAGACUCUGUGGAACAUCAGAAUCAUAGUGCUGGCCAAGCCUGAGCAUGAGAACCGCAUCUCUCACAUCUUCUCAGAUAGUGUGAAGACGGGCAUCGCCAACGCUCUGGGAAACAAGGGUGCUGUUGGGGUUUCGUUCAUGUUCAACGGCACAUCUUUUGGUUUUGUCAACAGUCACUUGACCUCAGGCAGUGAGAAGAAGCUCAGGCGAAACCAAAACUACAUCAACAUCCUACGCUUCUUGAAUCUGGGUGAUAAGAAGCUCAAUCCGUUUGACAUCACUCAUCGCUUCACACAUCUUUUCUGGCUGGGUGAUCUGAAUUACCGCAUCGACCUGCCAUCUACCGAAGCGGAGACCAUUGUGGCCAAGAUCAAACAGCAGCAGUACCAGGAACUGCUCAGGAGCGACCAGCUCACCAUGGAACGUAACGAGCAGAGGGUCUUUUUACACUAUGAUGAGGAAGAAAUCACUUUUGCGCCCACAUAUCGCUUUGAGAGAGACACACGGGAGAAAUACGCCUAUACGAAGGCCAAAGCCACAGGGACAAAAUACAACCUCCCCUCCUGGUGUGACCGCGUGCUGCGGAAGUCCUACCCCUUAGUGCAUGUGGUGUGUCACUCAUAUGGGUGCACCAAUGACAUCAUGACCAGUGACCACUCACCGGUCUUUGCAACAUUUGAUGUUGGUGUGGCUUCACAGUUCAUCUCCAAAAAUGACCCCACCAAGGAUUCUCAAGGAGUGAUUAAGUUCAUGAACUGUGUAGCCACCCUCAUGACGAAAUCCAAGACCAAGUUCUUCAUUGAGUUUCAUUCCAGCUGUCUUGGAAAGUUUGUCAAGAGCCCAGAGGGAGAGAAUCAGGAGAAUGCAGAGGGCUCCAUCAGAGUGCGCUUUGGAAGCCAAGUGGAGCUCACUCCCAUCAUCGCGGAUCCAGAGUACCUGCUGGAUCAGCACAUCCUGUUCAGCAUUAAGGCCACAGACUGCGACGAGUCUUUCGGCGAGGGCUGUGUGGCGCUGCGUGCUGCCGAGAGUGCCUACACGGAGUUCCACGUCACACUCACCCACCACGGGGAACGCACAGGGGAUCUGUCCGGCGGCAUACAGGUCCAUACAUCAGAGGGCAAACAGACUGAGAAGCUGUAUGACUUUGUGAAGGUGGAGAGAGAUGACUCCGGGGCCCCUAAAGGCAAAGGGGAUUACAACAGGUCAAUGAUGAGCAGUGCGGACAUCAGCAACCCCAACUAUAUGGGGGUGGGCUACAAGAGCCAUGUUGACAAGGGCUGGAGCUACAACAUGCCUGAGAAGAAAUGCAACACCUACACCCAUGUCCCCAAGGAUGCGAGCGUCGGGAACAUCUCCCCAAAAAGAACGUCUCCCCACAGUGUGCGCAGCCCAACAGGGAAGGCCUCUGAGCCUGCCGGUAAAAGUGAGGAUGACAGGCCAGCCGAAAUGUUCGACAACCCCCUAUACGGUUCAAUGACCUCCCGUGGAAAAGACGCAGACGCCCCACGCAAGGACCACCUCUCCCCCCCGGAGGCCAUCUUCACCUUCCCCAAACCUUCCGAGGGUGGUGACUCGGACCGGAACCCGCCCCUGCCCUCGCCCCGUAACCGCUCCUACACCUACUCCGACACCAAACCGCAGACGUCCUCUGUCACUUCCACCGCGUCCACCCCCUCUGCCCCCAGCAGUGGCGGGGGAGGGGGCCUGCAGCCGCAGUCUUACACCAAGAAGCCCGUGGUGCCCUCACGCUCUGAAGGGGGCAUGGCCAGGCCUCCUCUGCCCACGAAGAGCCAGUCUAAGCCCAGGGACUAUAGGGACAGCUCUGAGCUGCCCAACAAACUGCGAGGUCCCAGCAGGCCCAGCCCUCCUAUCCCCAAAGAAGCACAUCAAGAGCCGCCCCCAGCGCAGAAAAUGGGACGGCCAAUGAAAUGACCCUACGCAUGUGUGCCACACGCUGUUCCUCGCUCCAUAUUGGAAUCAUGGACAAAAUGUGUUUCCAUGAGGACGAAGCACAAACCUAUGUAUCACUGUAUACGUGGCACUGCCACCGGAGUGUCCUGCGUUCAUCUUCAGUAAACGCCUGUUUUUAAGCUCCAGAUGUUGUGAUUGCACUUCCAAAACGUUGGGGCUGUAAACUCAUUAAGAGACAAGAUGUGUUAUUUGUUUUAACGUUGCAUUCAGCAUUCAGCUCUGUUAAAGUCUUAAAAUCACCUUCAUGUUGAACCGCCAAACCACUUCUCUGUAUGACUGAAACCAUGUUUCUUUGUGGAAGGAUGUGAAAAUAAAAGGAUUUAUUAUUAA
Messenger RNA from Clupea harengus (Atlantic herring), 5180 nucleotides. It is a transcript of the gene inpp5d, whose product is annotated as inositol polyphosphate-5-phosphatase D. Gene Ontology annotation, biological process: negative regulation of bone resorption; phosphatidylinositol dephosphorylation; regulation of immune response. The record is from RefSeq and is a predicted model, not a curated record. NCBI's taxonomy places the organism in Eukaryota, Metazoa, Chordata, Actinopteri, Clupeiformes, Clupeidae. Gene Ontology annotation, molecular function: phosphatase activity. Gene Ontology annotation, cellular component: cytosol.